AGAUUUUCAGGAGACCUGGACACAGUUCCUUCACUAGACCUUCCACUUGGCGCCAAAAAAUAUAUUUGGUCAUGUACGACCAAGAACUUCCAUGUCUUCCCAUGGCAAGCAGACGAGAGAUCGUCGAGCACUUCUGGGGUAUUGGCGCCGACGCAAAUGUGCGAAAGAAACUUUUUGACGACGACUCAUAUUUCGAGUAUUUCGAGCAGCAGUGUCGAAUCGCUCGUCAACAUGACCAUCCCGAAAACCGAGUAUGCACGCAAAGCAACAUUUUCGACAUUGUAUGGCAAUUCAAAUCUGGAGUGGAUCGCGAAACAAUCAAAACGAAUCUCUCUUCUAAGGUUGAUGGGAUUGGCGAGAACUCCAGUUUCGCCGUGAAUUAUGCCAUAGACUUAACAGUCAGACUUUGGCUUAUGGUCCAUAUCGGAGACGUGCAACGAGGCAUCACAGGACAAACAGCGCUUUUGUGGCGUGGAGGCUCUUUGAAAGACUGUGUCGCCGGGCAUUUUCAACAUCAGCGUAUUUUGACAGACUUGGUGAGAUUUGAAAGAGUAUUCAAUGCCUGCAAUAUCGAUCGGGUGGCGAACGUGACCAUUCGAUGGACACCGAAUCUGGUUGACCAUUUGAAAUUCAUCGAAGACGGAAAGAAGCCAAUCCUAAAUAUUUUCCAUCACGCUGCAUUUCUCAAUUACCACCGAGAAAGCGACUUCUUUCCUUCCGGGUUCAUCGACGAGACGAUUCGAACUCUCGCUCUGCUUCUUCCAGCUCAUGACUCGGACUCAAGAAAGUGGUUCAGAAAACAGCAAGCAAAGCUGCCGCUCGAUCCUGGAGCAGUCAGGUGCGGCCAACUCAAGUUAGAAGAGCGACAAAUUAACCACUUUAAUUUCUGGCAUGACCGACUUGUUAUUUUGAAGCAGUACUUUGACGAUUCCAAGCCGCGGACGAUCAAACAGUGGUACUACGACGACAGGCAUCGUGUUUCGUGGUUUUGGGUUGCAAUUCUUCUAGUAGUUUGCACAUUGCUGUUUGGUUUUAUUCAAUGCGUCGAAGGAGGUUGGCAAAUAUGGAAAGCGUACCAUCCGUGAUGUUACUUUAGAUGAGCAAGGAAAGUACUGUACCUGGUUGAUGCUUUUGCGACCAAGAAGUUUCC
This is a messenger RNA of Mollisia scopiformis, 1150 nucleotides long. RefSeq lists its product as uncharacterized. Lineage: Eukaryota; Fungi; Ascomycota; Leotiomycetes; Helotiales; Mollisiaceae. The record is from RefSeq and is a predicted model, not a curated record. The coding region runs from base 72 to 1085 and encodes 337 amino acids. The transcript is spliced from 2 exons.